AGAGACAAUGGAAGAGAUGAUAGAGGAGUGAAAGUGAGCUGCAAAUUGUAACCACAUUGGUAUUUUGCAUUAACACUUGUUUCGUUGUCAUCAUCAUUUACUUUUAUAUCUGUGUCAUCGUUGGUCUCAUGCUUUUUAUUUAUCACUUUACUCGGUGAAACGCAAAUUUUGACGCAAAUUUUGCUGAUCACGGCUGGCUCUUGAUCAGUCCUUUGGACGUCAACCUUUUGUGACACUCACUUUUUAUAUUGACACGCUUCCACAGGGAACAAAGUAAAGUGCUUAGAAUAGUUUUAUUGCCUUUUGUAGGUUAUUGUGCUUUUACUUGGUGAUCCACUUACUUGGUGACUUUACCCUCAUCUACCUUCACUUGCUCAUUGCUUGUCCUCCACUCAAUCCAUUGUUAACACUAGCCUUUAACGAGACUUACGAUGCCUGCUUAUGGUUCAGUUGAACCAAACCCAGUUGCCAAGUAUAAAGGACGCUUUAGCAUCACCAACCUUGACCUGAAUGCUGUAAAUGUUGACCCUGGUGGCUACGAGAAUCCCGUCUUUACUGGAGAUGGUUCAGUUCCACCUUCACCUGCACCUUCGGUUCUCUCCAUGUCCAAUCCCGUGGUUCCUCCAAAGAACCGUAAAUCAUCAAUCAUCUUCCCGUCUUACCUUAGACGCAAUGGUAACAUGGACAAUGAUAGUCUAUCAACUCUUCAAACCGAGUCUACCAAUAAUCUUCAUGUGUACACAACUAUUAACCACGAAUCGAUACCAAGGCUUGAAAAUUAUUACCGGGAACUUGGUAUAAGAGGUGCUCGACCCACCAUUGAUGAGCUUCAUGAACCAAUGAAAAGUGACUUAUCCUCAAGUGAAAAUACGUUCAUCAAAAAUGUAUCCAAUGACAAUUCAACUUGGACAACUGUAAUUGAAAGCCCAGCCAAGCCCUCGACUGCUCUUACUGCAGUCAAAUUUGGCUGGUUUGAAGGUGUCUUUGUACGAACCACAGUCAACCUGUUAGGUGUAAUGUUAUUCCUGAGAAUGGGUUGGAUGACUGGAAGAGCGGGAAUCGUUGUUGCACUUUUACAAAUUUUAAUUUCAACGGCAAUAACCUGCUUGACAACCCUUUCAAUGAAUGCUCUUUGCACCAAUGGUGAUAUUGGAGCUGGUGGAAUCUAUUCAAUGAUAUCUCGAAGUCUUGGUCCUGAAGCAGGAGCCAUGAUUGGAAUCAUUUUCGCCUUGACCAAUGCAGCCUUUGUUGGGUUGAACUUGAUUGGUGCUGCUGAAGCUGUUGUCCAAAUAUUUGAUCAUUUCGGUAUUGGCAUCAUUUCAAUUCCACAUUGCGAUAAUGAUGUGAGACUCGUUGGAAUCUUGUUUUUGAUUUUAAUUGCAAUCAUUCCAAUGAUUUCAUUAUCAUUCGAAGCCAAGACGCAAACAUUUUUCCUCAUCAUUUUGGUAAUUUGUAUAUUUGACUAUUUUGUUGGAGCACUUUUACCGCCGAAACUGGAUCAACAGAGAAAAGGUUUUGUCGGAUGGAGCCAUGAAGUUGCCAUGAGUAACAUGUGGCCCAAGUUUGUGCCCGAUGAAGGCUUUUUCACCGUCUUUGGAGUCUUUUUCCCUUCCGUUACACCCAUCUUUACAGGUGCCUGUAUGUCGGGUGACCUUCGUGAUCCGGCCGCCGCCAUUCCUAAAGGAACUUUUCUUUCCAUUUUCUUUACUUCAACAACCUAUGCAGUAUUUAUCGUCAUCUUGGGAUGGACAGUUUCUUCCUUUUCAACUGGAUCCAUGAGCCAAUUUCCUUUUACCAAUAUAACCAACUGUAAUCAAGGCGACUGUCCUUAUGGUUUAAUUUAUGAUUACAAUACAGUUGCACUUUCUUCUGGGUUGACCCAUGUUGGCCUCGAGAUUGAACCCUUUAUCUACAUUGGUAUUCUCGCUGCUUCCCUUUCUUCGGCUUUGGGUUGUUACAUGGCUGCUCCAAGGAUAUUUCAGUCUUUUGCUGAAGACGGCCUCAUUCCCGGUAUUGCCUGGUUUGCCAAGGGUUACGGUCCUUCCAAUGAUCCAAGACGUGGUUAUCUUUUGACUUUUGUUGUGGCCGGUAUCUUCACUUCCAUUGGUAAUCUCAAUCUGAUUGCGCCUUACAUUUCCAACUUUUAUCUGAUCUCAUUUUUUCUGGUCAACAUUACCUGCUUCCAUGCUGCUUGGGUUAAAACUCCUUCCUUUCGACCUGCCUUUAAGUAUUUCAACAAAUGGGUCAGCCUUAUUUCAGCGGCUCUUUGUUUUAUUCUCAUGUUCCUCUUGGACUGGAUUUCGGCCUUAGCAGCGCUUGUUCUCAUGCUCAUCAUUUGGCUUUACAUUUCAAAGACGGAAACCAAAGUCAACUGGGGCACAACUUCGGAAGCUCAACUCUUUAACGUUGCUCAUUCCGCAGCGAUGAAACUCUAUUGGACCGAAGAACACGUUAAAAACUAUCGACCCAACAUUUUGGUUCUUACGGGUAACCCGUCAGCACGUCCAGCCUUGAUUGAUAUGGCAGCCUCAUUGAGUCGAGACUAUGGAAUGCUCUUCCUUGGACACAUCAAAAGAGGUCCCAUUUCAUUCGAGGCCCGAAAAAAAGCCAAUGCUGCGCAAAAGGUUUGGCUUCGAAUGAGAAAAGUAAAAGCGUUUUAUAUUCUGACGGAAGGUGAGAACUUACUCGAUGGCUGUCAACGAAUGAUUCCGACUGUUGGACUUGGAAAAUUGCGUCCCAAUAUUGUGAUGAUGGGCUAUAAAAGUAAUUGGCACGAUAAAGUUAAAGACCCAAAAGAUCUUCAGGAUUAUUUCAAUGUUAUUCACUAUUGCUUGGAUGAACACAUAUCACUGGUCAUCUGUCGAGUUCAAGAAGGUUUCGAUUUUUCAGAGUUUUUUUCUUCCGUUUCAUUGGAAAAGAAGAAACCUUUCGAUGAAACUAUUCGACCUGAAGAUACAAAGUUUGAUUUCAAGUUUGUUCAGAAGAUUGCAGCCACCGAAGAGCAAGAGAAACGUUCAUCAAUCAUUCCAGUUCAAGUUAUUGAUUCAGUAAAUCAAUUUCAAAAGAAUCCAAAGAAAGGAACAAUAGAUAUUUGGUGGCUUUACGAUACAGGUGGAAUCGCCUUGCUUUUAGGUUGGAUUUUGCAGAACACUCGAAACAGUCUUUGGUACGGAUGCAAGAUGAGAGUCUUUUCCGUGACUAGAACAGACAUCGAAACAGCAAAGUCAAACUUGACAGCACUUCUUCUUAAAUUUCGAAUUCCUUUCUCAAAUGUAACUGUCCUUCCCGAUGUUGACGGGCCUCCAUUGGACUCAAGUAAAAUGCAAUUCCGUAAUCUGAUUGAAGAUUGGAUGGAAACUGAAAACGAUGAAAAUGGUAAUCAAAGUAAACCUUCAAUGAAAAUAACCAAAGAAGAAUUGAAUACUUUAAAGGAUUUGACUAAUAGGCAUAUUCGGUUGAGAGAAUUGCUUCUUGAGUACUCCCAGGAUGCCUCCAUGAUAUUUAUGACUUUACCCAUACCUAGGCGGGACUGCACUUCAGCACCCUUGUACAUGGCUUGGUUGGAAAUGUUGACGCAAAAUAUGCCGCCAUUCAUCUUGAUUCGUGGCAAUCAAACUAGCGUUUUAACCUUUUAUUGUUAGAAGUUGCCUUUUUGCCUUCUACAUUUUAAACUUCAUGAAACUUCUCCAUCUCAUCUGCGUUUUUUAAACCAAUCGCAAAAUUCAAUCCAGGACAUCACUUUUUAACUUUUCACUCAAAACUUAUUGUUUUACUUUUUUGUCUUUUCUUAUUUGGCCAACAUUUUCCAUCCAUUUGCGCCUUUUCACAAUUCUUGCUCAUUUGAAGUCCCUGAUAAUGUCGCUAAAAUUGACCUUGACUGGCUUUGGAUUGUCUUAGUUCAAAUGUAUUAUGGAUCAAGGAAAAUACUUGAAACGAAACAUAUUCAAUUCGCAUAUCUCACUUUAUUGCUGUUCCUAAAGUAUAAAUCGCUAUCAAUAAAAUGAAGAGUGUAAUUGUGAAAACAGAGCAUAAAACAAGAAACAAUAUUUUGUAAAAUCCUUUUUAAACAUUUCAUUAUUUAUCAAUUUUCAUGUUUCAAGCUUCCUUUGAUUGACUUCCAAUAAAAAGCAAGCAAUAUUCAAGCAAA
Tetranychus urticae (two-spotted spider mite) is the source of this 4147-nucleotide messenger RNA. RefSeq names its product solute carrier family 12 member 3. Gene Ontology annotation, molecular function: sodium:potassium:chloride symporter activity. Gene Ontology annotation, biological process: sodium ion homeostasis; potassium ion import across plasma membrane; chloride transmembrane transport. Lineage: Eukaryota; Metazoa; Arthropoda; Arachnida; Trombidiformes; Tetranychidae. The record is from RefSeq and is a predicted model, not a curated record. Gene Ontology annotation, cellular component: membrane.